AUGUUCUCAUGCCUCUGUUCAUAUCUAAUGAUACUACGUCUUUCUUUCUGUCUCCUCAUACCACAUCUGUCUAUCUCUCUCACUCUUCAUACCACAUCUUUCUAUCUCUCUCUUUCUUCAUAUCACAUCUUUCUAUCCCUCUCUCUCUCUUCAUACCACAUCUUUCUAUCUCUCUCUCUUCAUACCACAUCUUUCUAUCUCUCUCUCUCUCUCUUCAUACCACAUCUUUUUCCCUCUCUCUCUCUCUUCCAUACCACAUCUUUCAUCCCUCUCUCUCCUCAUACCACAUCUUUCUAUCCCUCUCUCUCUUCAUACCACAUCUUUCUAUCUCUCUCUCUUCAUACCACAUCUUUCUAUCUCUCUCUCUCUUCAUACCACAUCUUUCUAUCCCUCUCUCUUCAUACCACAUCUUUCUAUCUCUCUCUCUUCAUACCACAUCUUUCUAUCUCUCUCUCUUCAUACCACAUCUUUCUAUCUCUCUCUCUCUCUUCAUACAUCUUUCUAUCUCUCUCUCUUCAUACCACAUCUUUCUAUCUCUCUCUCUCUCUUCAUACAUCUUUCUAUCUCUCUCUCUUCAUACCACACCUUUCUAUCACUCUCACCUCAUAA
This is a messenger RNA of Acanthosepion pharaonis, 609 nucleotides long. NCBI's taxonomy places the organism in Eukaryota, Metazoa, Mollusca, Cephalopoda, Sepiida, Sepiidae. The record is from the annotation of a GenBank genome assembly.